AUGCAAAAUAGAGAGCUCUAUCUAUCGGGAGGUUCUAAAAAAUUGACUUCCGCUGACCAACAAGUCCAUCACCAAAAUGAGUGAUGGCUAAUUUAUAUUCACAAAUUCGCGACAAAACAAACUGUAUGUUUAAAUAAGACGAUCAUCAUUUCCAAAAAAAUUGGGUAAUUAUAUAUACAAAUUAAAAAGUGUUUUGAUUUGAUGAGAGAUCAAGAAGAAGGAUAGAAGGAGAGAUGAUGCUAAGGAGCGCUUCCACGCCGUCUCUUGUUUCGUCCUUCAUGGAGAGGCCCGCCGGUGCCGGCGUCAGCCCCCACCGCACCUCCAGCCAAGUAUCAUGCAACAUCGGCCACGCGCCGGGAUUCGCGGAGAUCCGAUCGCGGCGAGCUCAAUCUGCCGGCAACUUGGAAGAGAUAUUGUUCAACAUCGCCUUCCACGCCGGCGGCGACGCCGCCACCCUCUCCCGCCAAUCGUCCAAGAGGAUCAACGCGCUGGAGGCCAUCCCGUCGUUUCAUUCCAGCGACGAUGGGGCGGCGGAGGCGGAGGAGGAGGAAGACGAAUACGAAUACGAAUACGCCGGCGGCGUGCGGGGAUUGAACGGAUUUUGUGAUGUGGGAUUUCCCGGUGAGGGGAAGAUGUACCUCGCGGCGGGGAUUGGGGUGAAUGCCGUGGCGUUUCUUGAGGAGGCCGGAUUCGGCGGCGGCGGAGGGGGUUAUAAUAGGACUGCUGAUGGGUACAGGGACGGCGGCGACAACCGUGGACGGGGGCUCAGCGUGGAGAAUCACUUCAAGAAUAUGCUGUUGCAGUGGCCGGGGAAUCCAUUGGUUCUCAGAAAUUAUGCUCAUUUCUUGUACCAGCGGAAGGGAGAUCUGUUGGGAGCCGAGGAAUAUUAUUCCCGAGCGAUUUUGGCAGACCCUGAAGAUGGCGAGACUCUGUGUGAAUAUGGUAAGUUGAUUUGGGAGCUGCAUCGCGACACUGAGAGAGCCAAAUCCUAUUUUGAGAGAGCAAUCAUGGCUUCAUCUACUCAAAAUUGCAACGUAAGUGCAUCAUAUGCGAGUUUCCUGUGGGAUCUAGACGAUGAAGACGAGGAUGCUGCUGCACAGUCACAGACCAAUCCCCCUCCUACUCCACUCUUGUUACAGUGUUAAUUGUUUUUCCGUUUGGUUUGAGUGAUAAGACAUAGCUCCCGCCCGCAUUUAAUCAUUCAAAUGAGUUGGGUCAAUUCUUAUCUAUCUCAUCCACCAAUCCGAACGUCUCAUACGGAAAGACAAUAUUUUUGUAAUGCUCAAAUUAAUUAAGCAUGUUUAUGUUAUGUGUAAGACAUGACAAGACAAGGCUGGCAUAAAUUGCAUCUGCAGUUUAGUUAGUUAGUCAGCCUUGUAGGAUUCAUCUAUAUAUUGAUGAGGUGAGAAAUAUUGAGGAAAAUGUAUUUUUUCAAACGAUGUAUUACAUGUCAGGCUGCAUCUACAUAUAGUGCAUGUGGAAUGACAUGGUUUAAUUUCUUUGGUUUUAUUUUAAUUUUGAAAAAGUAUGAGGAUAUAUUUGUUGAA
Messenger RNA from Salvia miltiorrhiza (redroot sage), 1547 nucleotides. RefSeq lists its product as uncharacterized. The record is from RefSeq and is a predicted model, not a curated record. NCBI's taxonomy places the organism in Eukaryota, Viridiplantae, Streptophyta, Magnoliopsida, Lamiales, Lamiaceae. Gene Ontology annotation, molecular function: protein binding. Bases 234 to 1145 code for a protein of 303 amino acids. The transcript is spliced from 3 exons.